UCGUGACGGGUGGAUGCAUUUCAGUCGACGGCGCGAUUAAAGAUUUUCUGGUGUGUUUUCCUACAGGAGCAAGGAAAUCGGGAUAAGAGGGAAAUUGAGUGUUCCCGACAUGAACUUAGAUUGUGCUUGGACUCCCAGUGAUGCGAAAAAAAUCUGAAUGAUUUCUGCGAAAAUCAGAUAGUGAAUGCUGCGAGUGUUGUUGAGUCCUGUAAGGAAAAUAUAACUUGUGAAAAAAUUGGAAAAUGUGCUAAGUGAUAGUUAGAGCGACACCGCGUAGAGUCGAAAGUGGUUGUGAAGAGAAGAAAAUUACUCAAAAAAAUUUCGAAUGAAAAUUCGGUUAGCGAGUUUACACCUGCAAGUGAAAAUGUGAAAAAUCUAAAAAUGUUCGUUACAGUCAAAAACUAAAAUCAUAUGCAACUUUCCCGGUAAAAUGGUAGGUCCAGGCCUAUUAUGACAAACCUGCUGAUUUAGCGCCCAGUGUGUGCUUAAAAACAACUAGAAACGGUUGAAGAGGUAUUACUGAUAACGUAGCCGGAAAACAGUAAAUAUAUGCAGAAAAUAUGAAAACACUCCCCGAUAUGAGCGGCCUAGUACCCAUCAUCAGAACCUACUACUUAGCUAGUCUAGCGCUACUUCUGGUAAUCGCAGAGAAUGUGGCUCUGUCACAGUCACCGCCUGCCACACUAUCAGUGACUUCCUCUCCCUCAUUGCCCACGACCAAUCAGUGUUCAUGGGAAUAUAACAAAACUGUGACCACGUGUCGACUUCGCACUGUCGAUCGAGCCGGCUUAGAUCUCCAAGGAGCGGAUGGAUCGUCGAGGUUGCGGGUGCAGUGCAGCGAGGUAUUCCUCUUCGAAAGUCAAUUACCGCAGAAUACGUUCUCACGCCUGCAGAUCCUGGAGGAGCUGCACUUCGACUCCUGUAAAUUACUUCAUUUGCCUAAUAAAGUUUUCGAUGGCCUAGGAACCUUGAAGACUUUAAGUAUCAAUUCCAAAAAUUCCGAUUGGGGUCCCGGCAAGAGCUUGGAACUGCAACCAGAUUCGCUGGUUGGAUUGAAGCAGCUGAUCGAACUUGAUCUGAGUGAAAAUAAUCUCAGAGUACUACCGCCAAGUUUUCUGUGUCCCGUUGGAAACUUGCAAAUACUGAAUUUGACCCGAAAUCGCAUUCGCUCAGCAGAUAAUCUUGGGUUUGCUCACAUGACAUGCAAUGGAGGUAGCGAGCUGCAGGCCUUAGACGCAAGUUUCAAUGAACUGAGGUCGAUCCCUGAGAACUGGGGUAUAUCGAGACUUAGAAGACUGCAGCAUCUGAACCUGCAGAAUAACAACAUCACUGAGUUAUCCGGAGAGGCCUUUGCUGGCUUAAGCUCGCUGAGGACGCUGAACUUGAGCCAUAACCAUCUGGAAACACUUCCCGAAGGCUUAUUCGCUGGGUCAAAAGAAUUGCGAGAAAUCCAUCUGGAGCACAACGACUUAUAUGAACUGCCUAAAGGUUUAUUUCAUAGACUGGAGCAGUUACUGGUUUUAGACUUGUCAGGAAACCAGCUGACCAGCCACCACAUCGACAACACAACAUUUGCUGGCCUAAUACGACUCGUGGUACUGAACUUAGCGCACAAUGCUCUUACCAGAAUCGAUUACCGAACUUUCAAAGAACUGUAUUUUCUACAAAUAUUGAACCUUCGAAACAACUCCAUCGGACAUAUUGAAGAAAACGCCUUCCUGCCUCUGUACAACUUGCAUACACUGAACUUAGCUGAAAACAGGCUGCACACAUUAGACGAUAAACUAUUCAAUGGCCUUUUUGUCCUGUCGAAACUAACACUGAAUAAUAAUUUGAUAAGUGUGGUUGAACCGUCCGUAUUCAAAAACUGCUCAGAUUUGAAGGAACUUGAUCUAAGCUCAAAUCAGCUGACCGAGGUGCCACGCGCCCUCCAAGACUUAUCCAUGCUGCGAACGCUGGAUUUAGGAGAAAAUCAAAUUUCAACUUUUGAAAAUGGAUCCUUCCGGAAUUUGCAUCAACUGACUGGUUUGCGAUUGAUUGACAACCAAAUUGGAAAUAUCUCAAAAGGGAUGUUCUGGGACCUGCCGAGGUUGAGCGUAUUGAAUCUCGCCAAAAAUCGAGUCCAAGGAAUCGAAAUAGGAUCAUUCGACAGAAAUAUUGAGUUGGAAGCUAUUCGGUUGGAUAGAAACUUCUUAACCGAUAUAAACGGCGUUUUUGCAACACUUGCGUCGUUGCUUUGGCUCAAUUUAUCCGAAAAUCAUUUGGUUUGGUUUGACUAUGCCUUCAUUCCGAGUAAUUUAAAAUGGUUGGAUAUUCAUGGAAAUUAUAUUGCGGAGCUCGGGAAUUACUACACAUUGCAAAAGGAAAUUCGUGUGAAAACUCUAGACGCGAGUCACAACAGGAUCACGAAAAUCGACGCCAUGUCCGUCCCAAACACGAUCGAAUUACUUUUCAUUAACAACAAUCUUAUCAGCAGUGUUCAUGCCAACACCUUCGUUGAUAAGGUGAAUUUGACGAGGGUCGACCUGUACGCCAAUGCUCUGAAUAAGCUGCAAUUGCAUACUCUGCGAUUGACCCCAGUUCCGCCAGAGAAACCUCUGCCAGAGUUCUACUUGGGUGGAAACCCGUUUGAAUGUGAUUGCUCCAUGGAAUGGUUGCAGCGAGUCAACAAUCUGACAUCGAGGCAGCACCCCAGAGUCAUGGAUCUCGCAAAUAUUGAGUGCGUCAUGCCACAUACCCGGGGAAUGCCCAUAAGACCGCUAGCUUCACUAAAAUCGAAGGACUUUUUGUGCAAAUAUGAGGCCCAUUGCUUUGCUCUAUGCCAUUGUUGCGACUUCGAUGCAUGCGAUUGCGAAAUGACCUGUCCAACGAACUGUACCUGCUACCAUGAUCAAACAUGGAGCACGAACGUUGUCGAUUGCGGAGGCCAGAAAACGAUCGAGUUACCAAAACGAGUUCCUAUGGAUUCCACAGCUGUUUAUUUGGAUGGAAACAAUUUUCCAGUAUUGCAGAAUCACGCCUUCAUCGGAAGAAAGAACUUGAAAUCGUUGUUUGUAAAUGCGAGCAAUGUGGCCAGUAUCCAGAAUCGCACUUUCGCCAGCCUGACUUCGUUGCAAGUGCUGCACUUGGAAGAUAAUAGAAUUCAUACGCUCCACGGUUACGAGUUUGAACAUUUGACGAAAUUGAAAGAGCUUUACCUACAAAACAAUUUGCUGACUCAUAUAGAAAAUGCAACGUUUUCCCCCUUGAUGUCAUUGCAAGUCCUUAGGAUUGAUGGCAACCGACUGCACUCAAUUCCGAUUUGGCAGUUCCAUAACCAGCCACUUAGGAAUCUGAAAUCAUUGUCCUUGGGGCGAAACGUUUGGAGCUGCCGCUGCAAGUUCCUUCAGGACUUGACUUCCUAUGUUGCUGAUAAUGCUUUGAUUGUGCAAGAUUCCCAGGACAUCUACUGUGUUGAAGGCGCUAUAAAACGGGAACUGGACUUUAACGCGACUGCAGCUUGCAGCGAUUACUAUGCUGGAGGAUCGGUGCUGCAGAAUGGUAUUCCCAAAUCCUACAUACCUCUCUUGGCAGCUGCACUGGCUUUGGUGUUCUUGCUCGUCAUUCUUGUGAUAAUUUUCGUUUUCCGUGAAUCCGUUCGUAUUUGGCUCUUCGCUCAUUACGGUGUUCGCGUUUUCGGUCCGCGCUGCGAGGAAUCCGAGAAACUUUAUGAUGCAGUAUUGUUGCAUUCUGCGAAAGAUUCAGAAUUUGUCGCUCAGUCCCUCAUUGGAGAGUUAGAAACUGGCCGUCCUCCACUCCGAAUAUGUCUUCAACAUCGAGACUUAUCUCACGAUGCAACACAUAUGCAGGUGCUAGAAGCGGCCCGGGCUUCCCGGCGAGUAGUGAUCUUGCUGUCUCGAAAUUUUCUGCAAACUGAAUGGAGUCGAUGUGAGUUGAGACGAGCUGUGCACGAUGCACUGCGAGGUCGACCUCAUAAGCUGGUGAUUGUUGAAGAACCUGAAGUGAUGCUUGAAGCCGAAAGUGAUGUCGAACUCUUGCCGUACUUAAAAACGACAGCUGUGAAUCGAAUUCGAAGAAGCGAUCGGCACUUCUGGGAAAAGCUCCGAUACGCGCUUCCUGUUGAGUUUCCCUAUCGCACGAACAACUACACCCUAGAUCAUAAUCAUGAACGAAUCAAGCAACCUGCCAGUCCUGGAAUAAUGUUCCGUCAGGCCCCUCCACCAGCCUAUUGUCCAGACGGCGAGGAUCCCAACUACUCUUCAGCAACUACUGCCACCCCUAGCCCUCGGCCGAAUCGACGAGGAGGUAGUGGCGAGCACGUUCAUCCACAAGCCUCGCCCCAUCAUCAUCACCAUCUCGUGCAUCAACAGCCCCAACCGCAACAACCACUCCAUCAGCAACACCAUCAUGGCCAGUAUAAUAACCGACCUCCAUCCGAGCAUAUCUACUCCAGUAUUGAUUCAGACUACAGCACCCUGGACAACGAGCAGGCUGCCGGUCUCAUGUCGAGCGGUGGUAGCAAUAACAGUCACUCCAGCAGUAGCAACACUGCCCCGCAUCCCCAUCGGGCUGCUUUUCACCACCAGCAGCAGCAACAACAUCAGCAGAACAUCCAUCAAACGUGGAGACCACAACAGCACCAGCAGCAUCAACAGCAACCUGGGGGACACCACGGGGGCGGAAACGGUUCACCGCCGGGUCAACAUGUGCAGGCCUACUUGGUGUAAUGACGUCAACAUGUGCUUGUAUAAACCUUCUUUAUUGCCAUUCGUGUGAUUCAUUACAUAAUUGUCCUAAACGCAUAAAAUAAGGCACUAUCGCGGAGACUCUAGUAAGUAUAGGAACAAUUCGAAAACAACAUUAAAUAGAGACUGAGUGAGACAUAGCGAAAGAGAACAGAUAAUAUUGAUUGUAUUUAUUGUAAAUAGCUUUACUGUUACUAUAACUAUCCGAAAAGUAAAAAGCCUAGAAUAUAACUUCAAGCAGAAUUUAGAACUGGCGUGAAUAGCGAGUACACAGGCUACAUCAGAUCCUUAAUCUACUAAAUAUACCAAACUCUCCAACGGGAAGGACGAAAAUAACUUUAUUAUUGUUUUAAAUAAUACAGUGAAACUGAAAGGAAUAAUUUGCAUAGUGAGAUACGUGAACAGCUCACAACACAAAAAAGUAACGAGAAAAAUGAACAAAAAAAAUCCUAUUACAUAGAAAAAUUCUACUCAAUAAAUAUUUGCAUAUUUCAAUUAUUAAACAAUGGAAAGAACAAAAUUCUACAAUUUGCAGAGGAAGCAUUCAAAAUACUUUUAGGUAUAUUGAAUCAAAUCCAGAAUGUGAAACCUUAUACGAAACUUUAUAAAAAAUCAAAACUCAAAACGAAAUGCUAAUUUCUGAAUUACCGAAUGUAUUUCUGUAAAGAAAUACACACAACAACAAACAAACUGACUUUAAAAUAAUUUAACUUAAUUAGCAACUACAGUAUAUAAUAUAAACUACUAUCUAAGACUAUAUUGUAAAGCAACUAAAAGAAUUUCGAUGAUUAUAUAUUUCGAGAAGAGAAAUUAAAAUAGAACUGCAAAAUAAACUAAUGAAUAAAAUGAAAAUUAAAAUAAAACCUAAAAACAUGCGAAAAGCUUAAGAGAGUAAGAAAUGAUGAAAAUAUAUUUGUGAUAUGUACUAUAGUGUAGGUAUGUAAAAAAAUGAUAUAAAAUGAAAAUGCUAUUAAUAAAUAAAUUGAACAAUAUAAGAAAAGAAUGAAAGAAAACAGAAAUUACUUAAAAAUACACAACACAAGAGAAAAAACUGCAUCAAUAAAUUACUUGG
Hermetia illucens (black soldier fly) is the source of this 5817-nucleotide messenger RNA. RefSeq names its product toll-like receptor 7 (gene Toll-7). The record is from RefSeq and is a predicted model, not a curated record. Gene Ontology annotation, biological process: signal transduction. Gene Ontology annotation, molecular function: protein binding. The transcript has 2 exons. Bases 561 to 4727 code for a protein of 1388 amino acids. NCBI's taxonomy places the organism in Eukaryota, Metazoa, Arthropoda, Insecta, Diptera, Stratiomyidae.